AUGACAAUUAAAGACAGAUUCGGGGAAGAUGGAAAUUCAAGUGAUAUGAACACUUUCAGCAUUUCAGACAAGAUUGGGUUUGCCUCAGCUGCUACUACAACAUUUCAGAUAAGUGAGCCUCGAAGCCAAAGAAAGCCAUCCACGUUCUGUAUUCGAGCAGUCCUCGGCAUCUACCUGCUGCUGCUGACGGCCGCCCAGGGGCUGCUGGCAUAUGAAGUGUUUAAGAUGCAGAAAGAGAUACUGAAAUUUCAAGAACAAAAUACCUCCCAUAUAGAAGAGAUUCUGCAAAGCCCCUUUGCCAACAAAAUGCUUUUGGAGAGAAACUCUGCAGAGAAGCACAUGGGACAUGAAGAAAACUGGAGGAGAAGUUUAGAAAAGGAAAUCACUAUAAUUAAAAGCAGCAAUGCAAACCUGAUGGUGAUGAUGAACAACAUUAGCCAGGUUGCAGGAUCUCCUGGACGCAAAGGAGAACCUGGUCCACCAGGGCUACAGGGACCACCGGGGACAAAGGGAGACCGAGGAAUUCAAGGCUUACAGGGACUGCAGGGUGCGAAGGGGAGCAAAGGAGAUCCUGGUCCUGCUGGCCCGAGUGGUGCACCAGGAGUAAGAGGAGAAAAAGGAGAGACAGGGCUUGCAGGUCUCCAAGGACAGAAGGGUGAAACAGGCAUGAAGGGAGACCCCGGGCCCCCUGGACCCAUGGGUCCUCAGGGACAGCAGGGAGUCCCAGGACUGCCAGGUUUCAAUGGUAGCACGGGUGAGCCUGGACGUCCUGGGCAGAAAGGAGAGGCAGGAGUAACUGGACAACGUGGACCUGCAGGAACUCCUGGCCUCGAAGGCAGACCUGGUCAGAAAGGGGAGAAGGGGGACCAAGGGCCCAGUGGUAGUCCAGGAACAUCAGGCAUUGCAGGACCCAAAGGUGAAAAGGGAGACAGAGGAGAAACAGGUCUUCCAGGGCAAAAGGGAACAAAGGGAGACCAGGGCCCAACAGGCAGUCCAGGCAUAACUGGUCAAAAAGGAAGCAAGGGUGAUGCUGGCAGCCAAGGUCCAAAAGGAGGACCAGGAGUAAAAGGAGAAAAGGGAGACCGUGGACUCUCUGGUUCUCCAGGAAUGAAAGGGAGCAAAGGUGAAAAGGGAGAAGGCAACUUCAAUAAUUUCAUACGAAUAGCGGGAGGGGGCAGGAGGGGCCGCGUGGAAAUCUUUCACCAAGGAACCUGGGGAACAAUAUGUGACGAUGGCUGGAGCACUCAAGAUGCCAGUGUGGUCUGCCGAAUGCUGGGAUACAGCCGUGCGAUCUCUGCCUUCACAGCCACAGCAGGCACUGGACGGAUUUGGCUUGAUGAUGUGAAUUGCCGUGGGAAUGAAUAUUCAAUUUUCGACUGUCCAAAGCCUGACUGGGGUGUGAACAACUGUUCCCACAGCGAGGAUGCUGGCGUGGAGUGCAUUUGA
Molecule: messenger RNA, 1446 nt
Organism: Antrostomus carolinensis (chuck-will's-widow)
Lineage: Eukaryota; Metazoa; Chordata; Aves; Caprimulgiformes; Caprimulgidae
Product: macrophage receptor MARCO
Exons: 15
Coding region: 1-1446 (481 amino acids)
Cellular component (GO): membrane
Source: RefSeq, a predicted model, not a curated record